AGUGCCGACUUUUUUCUUUCUUUUUUUUUUUCAAUCUUCCGCCUGUUCUGAAAUAUUUACAAUUUACAUUAGAAAUGAAAUAGAAAACAAAACCUACCAACUGCACCUCACACACCAUCGCACCUUUCACGAUCUGUAUCUUUUACUUGAUUUAGUCAUUAGACUGCGGCCAGGCUGGGGCAUAGACUUCAAAGGUUUAAUCGAACAAUUCGAUCCCAGUACGUAUUUUUUGAAGUCUGGUACUUAUUAUGUCGGUUACUUUUUGCCCAACCGUUAAGUCACGGUAACGUAAACAAACCCAUUAAGUUUCCAUUUAAGUAAUACAUCAUUUAUGCUGUUUAUGCAUUCUUGAAAUCUUAUUCUGUUUUCCUUAUUAUUUCAGAAUCAGAGCUGAAACUGGCAGAAACAUUUUCUUUUUUUAUACAACAGAAGCAUCAUCAAUAUUUAUCAUCUUUUAAGACAAAAGAUGUUAUACUGAACAAAUAUAACCAUUUUCAUAUAAAUUUAAUGAAUUACGUUGAAAGAUUUCCUCUGGGUAAGAUUAUUAAGCAACAUUUGUGUGUGUCAUUCUCUGGAAUGAGUCCAAUACAAUUCUGCAUUUUAAAUAUAUUCAGGUAGAUUUAUGAAGCACUUUGCAUCCAGAUGAUGGACAUAUAGCAGAAGGAAUAUUUGUUAGAAAUAAAUUAUAGAAAGAAAAGCAGGAAACAUAUAUUUUGGUGAAAGAAGAAAAAUUAUUAUUCAAUGAGUUAACUGUUAUUUCUUGUUCUAAAAAGAUGGCAAAAAGCUUAGCAAAAUCUUCAUAUGAAUGUGAUAUCUGUAACAAAUCAUUAAGUUCAAAAGGUAAUCUAACUACACAUAUACGUAUUCAUACAGGAGAGAAACCAUAUCACUGUGAUAUCUGUGGUAAAACGUUCUCUAGAUCUGAUGAAUUAACUAUUCACGUACGUGUUCAUACAGGAGAGAAACCAUAUCAGUGUGAUAUUUGUGGUCAAUGUUUCAUUCGUAAAGAUAUUUUAACUACACACAAACAUGCUGUAGCAAUUCAUUUCUGUAUUCUAUGAGAGAAAGAAUCUCCUUGUGGUAGGGAAGAGACUAAAACAUCUCUUAACUGUAAGCAUUCAUACCCAUGUAUGAUGCUAAAUAAUAAGAAAUAAACAAAUCAGAACAUAUAGUCUUUCAUCAUGUUAUAAUAGGAUAGAAGUAGGCCCUGGAUUGUGGGUAUAAAAACAAAACUGGUGGAGCAAUUUUCUGAAUUAUCAUCAUCAAUAUUUUUCUAUGUCCAUUUUCAAUGCUGGAAUGUGUUGGACCACAUCAUCAUCAUCAUCAUCAUCAUCACAUGAUGACGAUAAUGAUUGUCAUCUCUAGCAUUUUGUCAUUUCAAGUGUAAAUUCCAGAAUUCUGACUGCAAUAGUCUCUUUGUAUUUUUAUAAUAAGUUAAACUCUAAAUAAAACUGGUUUACU
This is a messenger RNA of Octopus bimaculoides (California two-spot octopus), 1461 nucleotides long. RefSeq lists its product as uncharacterized. Gene Ontology annotation, biological process: regulation of transcription by RNA polymerase II. Gene Ontology annotation, cellular component: nucleus. The record is from RefSeq and is a predicted model, not a curated record. Lineage: Eukaryota; Metazoa; Mollusca; Cephalopoda; Octopoda; Octopodidae. Gene Ontology annotation, molecular function: DNA-binding transcription activator activity, RNA polymerase II-specific; RNA polymerase II cis-regulatory region sequence-specific DNA binding.